This is a messenger RNA of Taeniopygia guttata (zebra finch), 6983 nucleotides long. RefSeq names its product adrenoceptor alpha 1A (gene ADRA1A). Gene Ontology annotation, cellular component: plasma membrane. The record is from RefSeq and is a predicted model, not a curated record. Gene Ontology annotation, molecular function: alpha1-adrenergic receptor activity. NCBI's taxonomy places the organism in Eukaryota, Metazoa, Chordata, Aves, Passeriformes, Estrildidae. Gene Ontology annotation, biological process: positive regulation of cytosolic calcium ion concentration; adenylate cyclase-activating adrenergic receptor signaling pathway; cell-cell signaling.
CUGCAUGACACAGGAGCCUGCUGUGCUGAGAAUCUCCUUUCCAGAUGCUCACAGGGGAUGUGCUGCCUUCUGGAGACUGAAGAGGGGGGUGAGGAUCUGCAGAGAGCACAAGAGCAUGGCCCUGUGCACAUGGCAAACUCCACUCUUCCCCUCAGAGCAAGCCAGGAGGAGGAGAUGUAUAUGAGCUUUAAUUUGCAGCCCAGGACCUCGACUGAUGAGCGCUCCACAUAUGGAAAGCUCUGACUCACAGCCUAAACGCUGAGGAUGGGGAGUGGUGGGUAUCUCCAACAAAAUUGCUGAGCAGACACAGCAGUAAAAUUCCAUCCAGUCAGGUUUCUAAGCCAAUUUUAAGGCAGAAUCAGGACUAACAUGAUUCAGCAUCAGUGAUUUCCUCUCAGGAGAAGCUAAAUUGGAGACCCUUUGGAAUAUUUACUUUCCUGAAAUACAGAACCUUCCCCAAAAGACAGAAAUUAUUUUAACCUGCAGCUCCAGUAUUUCUUAUGACAUGACCCUGGAAAUUAGGACAAACAGCCUCAGGUUUGUGUAGCCCCACUUGUGCACCCCAAGGAAAAUGCAGAAGGAGUUAAAUUUGACUUGGAACUGGUAUCAACCAUGUUAUUCUGCUGAAAGCUUAUGAGCAAAGGUGAGUUUUCUGAUAUGUUUCUGGAUCUUUCUCAUUGCUGCUGCUGCUGCAGUCCUAAAACAUUCUUCUAAAACUCUUUUCCCCAGCAAGGCUAAGCAAAUGUUGCCUAUAGGACCUUCCUGAUCUUGUCACCGUUCCUGCCUGGAAAGGGGGUGAAGUUCAGCAGCCUCACAUGGACAUUGCCAGCCAUGGCUCUCCUCCCUGGAAACUCUUCCGAAUGCUCCAACUGCACCCACUCUGUGGAGCCUGUGAACAUUUCCAAGGCCAUCUUACUGGGUGUUAUUCUAGGGGGGCUGAUUGGUUUUGGGGUUUUGGGUAAUAUCCUGGUGAUCCUGUCCGUAGCCUGCCACAGACAUCUACAGAGUGUCACCCACUAUUACAUCAUCAACCUGGCUGUAGCUGACCUCCUCCUGACUUCUACCGUCCUGCCCUUCUCAGCUACCAUGGAGAUUUUGGGCUACUGGGUCUUCGGGAGGAUCUUCUGCAACAUCUGGGCAGCUGUCGACGUGCUUUGCUGCACGGCUUCCAUCAUGAGCCUCUGCGUCAUCUCCAUCGACCGAUACAUUGGGGUGAGCUACCCACUGAGGUACCCCAGCAUAGUGACAGAGAGGAGGGGCCUGCUGGCCCUGCUGUGUGUCUGGGCACUGUCCCUGGUCAUCUCCAUCGGGCCCCUUUUCGGCUGGAAGGAGCCAGCCCCGGAGGAUGAGACCAUCUGCCAGAUCACCGAGGAACCCGGCUACGUCUUGUUCUCAGCUCUGGGCUCCUUCUACCUCCCCCUGAUCAUCAUCUUGGUGAUGUACUGCCGGGUCUACGUGGUGGCCAAAAGGGAAAACAAAGGGUUGACCUGUGGGCUGAAGACGGAGAAAUCCCGUUCCGAGGAGGUGACGCUCCGCAUCCACCGCAAAAACGCACGCGGUGCGAGCGGCUCCGCGCCCAACCCCAAGAGCAAGCACCACUUCUCCGUGCGCCUGCUCAAGUUCUCCAGGGAAAAAAAAGCUGCCAAGACCCUGGGAAUAGUUGUGGGAUGCUUCGUUCUCUGCUGGCUCCCGUUUUUCGUAGUAAUGCCUCUUGGCUCUUUCUUUCCUGCAAUCAAACCCCCGGACACACUUUUUAAAAUAACAUUUUGGCUGGGAUAUUUAAACAGCUGCAUCAACCCCAUCAUCUAUCCAUGCUCAAGUCAGGAGUUCAAGAAAGCGUUCCACAACGUCCUGAGAGCUCAGUGCCUCCUGAGGAAGCAGCCAGCAGUGAAGCAAACCCCCAGCUUCAACCUCAACCAUCCUGCUGGCGAGAGCACGGAGAGUGGCAAAGGGGUGGUGCGGAUCCCCGUGGGAUCAGGAGAAACCUUCUACAAGAUUUCCAAAUCCGACGGGGUCUGCGAGUGGAAGAUCUUCUCUACCGUGCAGGGCGCGCCCGCCAAAAACGCCGUUUCCAAAGACUGCACAGCUGCUAAGGCCAAGAGCAAAGGGUUCCUGCAGGAAUGCUGCUGUGCAGGCACUUCUGGGAGUCUCAUCCGAGAGAACUGCAAAGUGCCAACCACUAAAAUCCACUCCAUCUCCCUGAGCGAGAGCGGGGAGGAUGUAUAAUUAGCAGCUGGGUGCACCAGGCUGGCAGUUUGGGGGUUAAUGGGAUGUUGCUCUUUUUAUGGGGAAGUAGGAAUAGGUGUGAUAGUUGAAAGGAUCCAGGUAUGAACAGAGGAAACAGGGCCAGAUCCUUAGAGGAAGGAUGUCUGUGAGUGCUGGGAACAUGAAUGGAGCCCCUCAAAGAUAGUGCAUGUCUUCAGAGGAUGGUAUUCUGAGGGUCCAGCAUCUGCCAGAUGUUUCCUUGGCAUUUAAGGGCUUUAUCCCUCUAUUCUCCUCAUUUAAAUUCCCACUGCUGUCAUUUUGGGUCAGUGGAAGAGAAAGUGAGAACCACAAAGACCCUGUACUGAUUUCAGCCUCGACACUCUGCGGCAGCUCCACCUUCAGAGCCAUUUUGUGAUUCCACCCCUCCCCAUAAAGCCAAACCUCCUCACCUGUGCAUUUCAGCCAACUCCCUUGCCAAGGAAAACUUGAUCCAAAUGACUGAACUCCACCAAGCUUCAGAGACCAAGGAGAACUUUUCUUUUCUGUACAAUCAGCCUCCCUAAUCACCAUACCAAAUGAAAAUUUGCAUGUGUCCCUGGUUUGUUCAGACCAUCCGUACGCCUUGAUGCAGGUCUAAUAAAACUCAAAACUAGGUAAGUUCUUAUCAAACAAGGCUCAAAGUUCUCACUUGCAUUCAUCCUUUUGUUUUUCAUCUUCUGAGUCCAUCAGGAACCUGCUGAAAGGCUCAGUAAUUCUAUGUUCAAUAGCCACAGUGCCACAGUCACUGGAAAAGCCUUUCCUGUCUCCCUGCCCAGUGUUUUGCUACAUUCAUUUUCCCGACUCCUUCAAGUUGGGAAGAAACCAAGUGCUCAAAGCUUUCUGUGAGAUCCUGGGUACUCUGGAGUCAGGAAUUUUCCCCUUGUUCUAAGCAGAGGGAGUUAAAUUUUAAAAGGCUUAAGGACAUCCAUCCCCAUGAGAAAGAGCCAUCCCUUGGGAAUUUGGGAGCAAAGAAUUUGGAAGCAUGUUAUAUUUUAAUACAGCUAAUCCAAAUAAAUAAAUAAAUGAGAUGGCCAGCAUCUGGAAGAAAUAGUGGGAGGAAUUCUCUGUGCAAUAUUAGAAAUAAGCAACUCUUGACAUUGCUCCUGCUGAGCCUGCCAAGAAUUCAGCUCCUUGAAACAACACAUGAGCCCCUACUCUUUUCUGUGUCGAUUCCUGUGCUGAAGAUCCACUACCCUGAAAAGGGAAACGGCUCAAGAGUCAUUAUCAUCCAACAGGGUCUUGAAACAACACCUUGGUGGUGUUGAUGAGAAAUCAUUGUUUAUCUCUCACCCAGUAUUAAGUCCCCAACGUCAGAGGAUUUGUCUCCUGUGUCUUUUAUUUAUGCGCUCCCAGAAAUCUGUUGCAUGAUCCCAGUUUUAGCUCAAAUAAGAAAUCCACCUCACACUUAAAGUUCUUCAGCACAAGAAUUUGAAGCUAAAAUUGUGGAAAUACCAUGUAAGAAAAUAUUCUUAUGGUGCUUCAAGCCAAGAGCAGAAGGAGAAAAGCUGGAAAUCUCAUAAGAAAGUCACGUGAGACUCAUGGCUGAGUUUUCCAGUAUAAAAGGGUUCAGAUAUGUGGGAAGUGUAUGUGGACAAAACCUGAAUUUUGAAACAUUUUGGAAAAACACUCCUUAAAUUGAGGAAGACUGGCAAGAUUUAAAGUAUUCACUGCACAGUCUUGGUGCCCAACCCUGUCUUAUUCUACAACCAAUAUUUGUUUUAUGACAGUAAGACCCUCUUUGCCAUCUCUUCUUUGAAGCUGGGAGAUUUACACAGGGCUGCUAGAGUAAUUUCAGAUUUAUUGAGGUUUCACGGUGUCACGCAAGGAGUUGUUGUGGAGCUACACAUGGAGGCUCCCACAGCUGGAUUAAUUUAACUCCAGAGCAAUUCUGAUGCAGCAAUAUAACCUGACCCUGUAAGAUGAAGAUAAAUAAGUCAACCUGCUGCUGGCAGUGUCAUGAUGGACGUGGUUGUCACACAGUUCUCCUGCAUGGCAGAGACAGAGGUUGGAAUAAUGAAGUCUUGGUCUCAUCUUCAUCCUUUUUUCUGUCACCAAACAGAUUCUAAAGAACCUCUCUGUGUCCAGUGACUCUGAAAAGCUCCUAGUCCUCAGCAUCAGGUGAGCCUGAUCCCAGCCACACCUCUGCUGCUGCCAGGCUUGUCAGUCACAGCAAACCCAUCAUUUCUUUGGCUCCCCCAGAGAAUUUCUGCAGGAAAACUGCCCUGUUCCCUUGUUGCAAGAAGGGUCAUUGGCACUUGUCAUUUUGGUGGAUAUUCAGACUGAGAAGUCUCAAAAACUACAGAAGGAGCUCCAGGAAACACAGUAAAAAAGAGUGCAGAUUUAAGCAGCCCAAUUUUUACUGUUAUUUAAAGUGAACUUGGCACUGGUGAAAGAGCUGCAGUCACAGAGGUUAACGUAUCUUUCUGUCUAAAAGCAUGAACAGGACCAGAGGUUUUCCCAGAAGCUGGUCAUCAAUCAUCACUUGUGAAACCUUCCCAGCAUCAGGAUUCUGUCGUGUGAACCUGGCAGGAGCACAGAGCAGAGAUCAGAGAGUGCCCAGAUGGGAAGGGAGAGCAGUGGAGUGCCAGGAGUUCUCAAAGUCACAUCCACUGACCUGGCAGUGGCUGUGUCCUGCCUGAAACCUCAGAGUGAUGGCUCUGACAUCCCACCAUCCUCCCCAGUCAGGGUUUUCUGUCGGCAGUGACAGCCAAGAUUUCCAUGUUGGGUGGAGCACAGUCUCUGCUGCAAAGAGUUGAGAGCUGGAGCAUCACAGAGAUGACUCUUAAUUUGCACAGCCUGAGGUGAAGCAGAUCACCAAUCACCCUCUUCAUCCCAGGGCAGGUAAAGUCCAGUUUCCACAGUCAAUUCAGAUAUACUAUUUGAUGAUUUUGAGGCUUCCUGUACUUCGCAAGAUUUUUCAAAUCCAAAAUAUUUAAGUUCUGCCCACUAGCCAAAUAAAUGUCUUCUCAUUUUUAUAUUCUUUAUUUCUCUCUGCCAGCUCCAAGGAUAAAUUGUGCAUUGUGUAAAUUAAUAUUCUCCUUUGCCAGGCCUUAAUGUACUGGAAAUCCAUAGCAUUGAAAAGAAGAAAGAUUAAGGCAGGAAUAUUUCUUGCUUCUCUGCUUGGAGUAAGCAAAUGGAUUUCACAAAGCUUCUUUACAAAAUUUCCCUGCCUGACUUUUUCAGUUUUCUGAAAAGCAACACUGACAGGCUGCAGCACUGAUGGAAGUCAGUUAAAAAAUGUCUUACUGCUUUGCUGAAGUGGAAGUGACCAGUUCUAGGUGUGCCCAUUGGCCUUGAGCUGCUGUUGCUCGUGGCUCAGAGGGGUUUUAUCAGGCACUACAUUUUAAAAUAAAGCUGCUGAGGCACAGAGCAACUCUGUGGUUCAUCCAGCGAGGUUUCAGCUGUCCCAGGCUCAAUCCACGCUGGGUAAUUACCUCCACAUCCUACCCAGAGAUACCUUGAUCUCCUUUCCUGUCUUAAUAUGGUUUGGAUAAGGAAGACAAUGUUGAAAACUAACUCGAAGGGACAGGCUGUUGACACCAAUUUUUCCUGGAUGAUCUCUUCUGACAGCAGAGCCAAAGAGGAAAGCCAGUUGGUUUUCAAAGUGUUGCACUUAGCUCCAGGCAAAUUUGGGACCUGCACCAGUGUUAUCCUUUGCCAGAAGGAAAAAAAUCCAACAGGUCAUGAGACAGCAGCAUCUGUUCUCUGCCUGCACCUCUGGCACACUCAGAUAUUUAUGAAGGUAUUUCAUAUAUGACAGUGCUACAAAAAACACAAGAUACUACAGAGGUACCCUGUGGUGCAUUAAAAUAGAGACCUUCCCCCCAGCUUGGCAGAUGUAAUCAAAUCUCUGAUUUCCUGGGAGGAGAUGGAGCACUUGUCCUGGGGAUUGGAGUGAAAUGUCAUUCCUUCUCCGCAGAGCACACUGCAUAUUUCUCAUGCUGACAGAGAAGGAGAAAAUAGCAAAUGUAUGCUAAGGGGAAAUUAAUUGCUGAGGAGGAGAGCUAUGGAUGGAAUCAUCACGUGAGAAAGAACAUAUCUGUCAGUCCCACAGAGGGCUCAAAACUCCACUUAAUGAACAUUUUCCUCUCAGAGCAACACCGGGCUCAAACCCAGGAUGAGUAACGACCUCUCCUUUAUCCUCAUCAAGAUCUUUUUCAGAGUCAAAAACCUCCACAUGUUAAUAGUGAAAAUAAACAUAAUUUUACAGUGCUCAAUCUCUCAUCCAAAGAAUGAGACUUUCUUGUAUUAAUCCAGAUUUUUUAUCAGCUGCCAAAAUUCAGCCCUAGUAAACCAAUUUCUGAAGUGGGAAAACACAAACCUGCCCAGUAUUUCAGCAUAUUUCCACUUCCCAAGUAAGUCCACUCAGCCAAUGAUAGAAUUUCCCUGAAUUUCACUGAAUACUCAAUUCUCCCUGACAGUAUGACUGUGGAAUUGUAUACAAGCUGAUUUGGGCUUUUUUGGCUUUUUUUUUUUUUUCCUCCCUCCAGCAGCUUUUUGCCUGCAUGUUGUACAAGUUUGGCUGGUUUUAAAAGAUUUCUCCUGAAGCAGGUGCUGCAUUUUCUGAAUGUGGUAUUCCCAUGGCACUGAAUUGUCUACAGGCUGUUUUCCAGCUUUGUCAUGUUUGAACAGUUCAUGCUGGUAAUUUCCUGAACAAAGUACUGAAUGUAUAUGAAAUCUUGCUAAGUUGAACAAAUAAAUUAUUGGGGGGGGAUGUGUACUUUGGGAUAUGUGAGCUG